CUGCCACCCGCCUGUCGGCCUUUGCGUGCAUCCCUCACCACCAGGAUGGCUCCUCCAUUAGGUGACGACCCGAAGAUCGAGGACUUGGACGACGAUGAUGACGAUGACGACGACGACGUGCCCGAGCUGGAGGACGCCAAGGAUGAAGAUGGCAAGGACGGCGGGGAGGGCGGCAAGGGCGGCAAGCAAAACAGAUCCGAGAAGAAGAGCAGGAAGGCCGUGCAGAAGCUGGGCAUGAAGCAGGUCACCGGGGUGGUCAGAGUCACCGUCAAAAAGAGCAAGAACGUCAGUGAGGGAGGGCAAUGCACCGGGGGAGGAGAGGGCCAGGGAAGACGCCGCACCUGCAUGCUGCGCGAGACACACACAGUCAUUUCGGCUUGUGUGGGAUUGCGAUGUGUGUGUGUGCAGAUCUUGUUUGUGAUCAACAAGCCUGACGUGUACAAGAGCCAGGUGUCCGACACAUACAUCAUCUUCGGAGAGGCCAAAAUCGAAGACCUCAGCGCACAGGCGCAAGGUACGUUUACAUGCUUGAUGAACUGACCCAAGGAGGUGCCUGUGUUCCACUGCACCCUGUGUGUGUGUGUGUGUGUGCAGCGAAUGCCGCCCAGCACGUGACUCAGGGAGCCACACCUGACAUCGUCAGCGCUGACAUGGUCAGACACCGACACACACUCACAGAUCCAAUCACGCCCUUGCUGUGUGUGUGUGUGUGUGGUGUGUGCAGGGCGGUGCUCGGGCCGCAGCGAUGGAGGGCAUGGCCGCAGGCAGCAAAAUCGAGGAGGUCGACGAAGGUCAGUCACUCACUCAGCCAACACACACACAGCACACAGCAUACCACCUCUGAUGGCCUCUGUGUGUGUGUGCAGAGGGUGAGGACGUUGACGAGGCGGGCAUCGAGGAGAAGGACAUCGAGUUGGUCAUGUCCCAGGUGCAGUGCACACGGCCCAAGGCGGUCGCCGCCCUCAAACAAAACAACAACGACAUCGUCGAGGCCAUCAUGCAGCUCUCAUCAGAAUGAUUCAUGACCGAUCCACACACAGACAGACAUCAGACGGUGUUGUUUCCUUUUCCGACGUGUGAGUGAGUGUGUGCAUGGCUGUGUGCGUGGGUGUUUGUGUAUGGUGUGGUUUUGUAUACGGCCGUGUGAUGCGAGACGAUUGACUGCCUUGAGACUGCGCUGGCCAGCCGGGAGAGUGACCGAUGGUUUUAACGAUGAGGUGCAACGUGAUGCUGUUCACUCUCUCUGCGCGAGGUCCUUCAAUCUACUGCCUCUCUCUUCUUUGCGACACCCACACCUCCCUCCCUGUCUUUGCUGUCUUUUGGCCAAUGCUUCUGCGGUUCGUCAUCCUCUCCGAGAUGGCUUCACUGGGCAUAUCUUAUGGAGUAGAUGGCGGGCGGGAGGUAGACUGGCAAAAGGCGCGGAGACAGGGGGUGGAAGGGAGCACUUGACCGAUGCGACGCGAUGCGAUUCCCUGCCCACUUGCUCGUAUGUAUUGUGUCUUCGUGUUACCCGGGUGAUGGAUGGCUUUGCCCUGCUGGUGGUGGGUGUGUGAUCCUGAUCCCAUUCUCACAAUGGAAAUGGGAACAAGUUCAACCACCACGACCGGCAGGUGAAGUCAUCCGCAAGGGGCAUGAAAGCGAUGACACGGUUAUCGCCUGCCUGCCUGCCGAAUGGCUAUCUAUCCUUUUUGGCCAGGCCUGUGAGCGCCUUUUUCCACCGAUGGCGCAGUGACGACGAUGAACCAUCCCACCCUUCCUGGUGUGCAUUCAUUCAUUCACGCGUUGAUGGAUUGACUGAUUGAACAUGUGUAUGUCCUGGUGGCUGGGUCUCUCUCACUAGUGACUGCACCACACUCGAUGAUCAUCUUUCACUCACUAACGCCAAAACCACCACCAUCAACAAAAACAACCAUAUCCAUCACACACAAAGCCUGCCGACAUAACAUGAGGCCAAUCUAUCUAUCAGUGUGCCUUCCCUAUUUGCUCUGCGCCCUUCUUGUCAACAAACUAGGCAAUCACUCAGUCAGUCACUCCAUCACCC
This is a messenger RNA of Vitrella brassicaformis, 2041 nucleotides long. The record is from the annotation of a GenBank genome assembly. NCBI's taxonomy places the organism in Eukaryota, Vitrellaceae.